AUGACAUCCUCUACAUCUUCUUCGUUCGACCUUCCCACAGAAACUGUAAACGAAAGGCUCCUGUUCGAGACUGAGGAUCCCGACCAUCAACCACCACCCGAACGACUUCCGACGGGCCGUCUAUUGCUCCUGACAUGUCCUAAUAUCGGGCUGCAGGUCUGCUGGUUCCUGUUGCAAUCCAGCGGCACGAACCAGCCCUACCUUCGCUCCCUCGGUAUAACCCCAUCCUGCAUCUCCCUGAUAUGGGCACUGGGGCCAAUUUUUGGCGCCUUUGUCCAGCCGGUAAUCGGUCAAAUAAGCGAUGAGUUGCAACAUCCACUGGGCCGCCGCAAACCCGUCAUGCUCGUCGGUGCGGGCACCGUCAUUUCUUCCGUGCUGCUCAUUGCCUACGCGCCGGAACUAGCCCCGCCGGACACGAACGCUUGGGAACCCCGGGCCGUGGCUGUUGCUUGUUUGGUCAUGAUUCUCUUUGCGAUCAACGCAUUCUCGGUGGGCGUCCGCGCCAUCGUCGUCGACGUCUGCCCUGCCUCCCAGCAGCCUGCCGCUGCGGCGUGGGCCAUGCGUUGGAACGUGCUAGGUUCCGCCGUAUUGUCCAUGUUUGGGGUCGUUUCCACCCUGCAGGGCCGCCGCGAUACCGACCCGGCGGCAGUGUUUUUGAGGCUGGCCUACGUGGCAGCUCUGUUAUCUGCGGUCACCGUCGGGUUGGUGUGCAAAUUUGUGCCCGACGUUGCGCCACCCCGGCCAAAACUCCAAGAGGGCGGUAUUGGGCGCGUCGUGGCUAUGUGUUUGCCCGGUGAGAUUUACCGGCGUUGGGGAAAGUUACCGCCCUUGACUGGACAGGUUUGCGGUGUGCAAUUCAUCGCAUGGCUGGGAUGGUUUCCCGUGUUGUAUUAUAUGUCUACGCCACAAGCCCAGGCAAAACUCUACCCCGUCUAUGCCUCCUUAUCCUUUUCCUUGGGCACCCUCCUCUGCACGCUCAUUUUGACCCUUUUUACCGCCACCCGUCUUCUCACUCCGGAGCACCUCCCACGACUUUGGCUAUUUUCUCAGCUUGUCGCAACCAUAUCCCUUUUACUAACGAUACCGUUACAAACCGCUAUCGCGGCCCUGAUCCUCAUCGCCCUCAUCGGCGCGACCUGGGCCGUGACGAUGUGGGUGCCCUUCGCUCUCGUCAACACCGAGCUGGCGUCUCUCCGCACCGGGGUCGCGGGGGUCCAGGGCCUGCACAACAUGGCCUUGAGUCUCCCGCAGGUGGGAAGCGCUCUGCUGUGCGCUUUUGUGCUGGCCGGGCUGGACAUGCUGGGCGUGGCGCACGGCGCAGUUUGGCUGCUCCGUCUGGCGGCUGUUCCGGUUGCGUGGUCGACUUGGCUGAUCUGGCGGCUGAACGAGGAUGUGGCGUCAAGUUUAACGUCUGUUCAUUGA
Pyricularia pennisetigena is the source of this 1422-nucleotide messenger RNA. RefSeq lists its product as uncharacterized. Gene Ontology annotation, molecular function: sucrose:proton symporter activity. The transcript has 3 exons. Bases 1 to 1422 code for a protein of 473 amino acids. Gene Ontology annotation, cellular component: membrane. NCBI's taxonomy places the organism in Eukaryota, Fungi, Ascomycota, Sordariomycetes, Magnaporthales, Pyriculariaceae. The record is from RefSeq and is a predicted model, not a curated record.